Boleophthalmus pectinirostris (great blue-spotted mudskipper) is the source of this 2608-nucleotide messenger RNA. It is a transcript of the gene poglut1, whose product is annotated as protein O-glucosyltransferase 1. Gene Ontology annotation, biological process: protein O-linked glycosylation; positive regulation of Notch signaling pathway. The transcript has 11 exons. Gene Ontology annotation, molecular function: UDP-xylosyltransferase activity; UDP-glucosyltransferase activity. The record is from RefSeq and is a predicted model, not a curated record. Gene Ontology annotation, cellular component: endomembrane system. NCBI's taxonomy places the organism in Eukaryota, Metazoa, Chordata, Actinopteri, Gobiiformes, Gobiidae. The coding region runs from base 67 to 1233 and encodes 388 amino acids.
GUAGUAGACCGCGGAGCGCAUCUUUGUUUUAAUUCUUUCAGACCAAACUCGCGGAUUUAAAGAAAAAUGGAGCGCUUUUGGCUGUUUUUGGUUUUGCUACAACUGCAUAUCCAUUGUUUUGGAUCCGUUAGUGCCUCAGACAAAAACUGGAAGAUAAUUAAGGAUAACAUUGCAAACGCCAUCAAAGCCUACACACCCUGCAACCCUGACAAUUGUGGUUGCCAUAUAAGUGUCCUCCAUGAUGACCUGCGGCAAUUUGAAGGUGGUAUUUCUGAAGAUUUCAUGGCUUCUACCAUCAAAAGAGGAGUGGGCACACAUUACCAGAUCAUUGAUCAUAAAUUAUACAGGGAACACAACUGUAUGUUUCCUGCCAGGUGCAGUGGGGUGGAGCAUUUUAUCUUGGAGGUGAUUGACCGGCUCCCAGAUUUAGAGAUGGUUGUGAAUGUUCGGGACUACCCUCAGGUUCCAAACUGGGUCCAACCAAUUCUGCCUGUCUUCUCUUUCAGUAAGACCAGUGACUAUCAGGACAUCAUGUAUCCUGCCUGGACCUUUUGGGAAGGUGGACCCGCUGUGUGGCCAAUAUACCCCACUGGAUUGGGACGAUGGGAUUUGAUGAGAGAUGACCUCAAAAAGUCUGCAUCACAAUGGCCAUGGGAGAAAAAGGAAUCCAAGGGUUUCUUUAGAGGCUCUAGAACUAGCCCUGAGCGUGAUCCUCUUAUCCUGCUAUCAAGGGAGUCACCAGAACUAGUAAACGCAGAGUAUACCAAAAAUCAGGCCUGGAAGUCAGAAAAGGACACAUUGGGUAAACCUCCAGCCAAAGAAAUCCCACUUGUUGAUCACUGCAAAUACAAGUAUUUAUUUAACUUCAGGGGAGUAGCCGCCAGUUUCCGAUUCAAACACCUCUUUCUCUGUGGCUCCCUGGUUUUUCAUGUCGGUGAUGUGUGGCUGGAGUUUUUCUAUCCUCAACUCAAACCAUGGGUUCACUACAUACCAGUCAAACAAGACCUAUCAGAUGUCAGGGAACUUCUUGAAUUUGCUAAAGACAACGAUGCAAUUGCACAAGAGAUUGCUUCAAGAGGGCGGCAGUUCAUCCUUGACCACCUUAAAAUGGAGGACAUUUCAUGUUACUGGGAAAAACUUCUCACCGAGUACAGCAAACUUCUGACCUACAAACCAAAACGAAGAAAUGGCUACAAUCAGGUUAUUAGCAAAUUUAGAAAAACAGAACUCUGAGGAUGGUACAGUGCCUUAGAUGAACAGUAGUAGUAUAAAAACUGCAGUAUGGAAAAGGGAACAACCAACUGAAACAAAAGUGCUCAGUGUGCCAAUACAAGCUCAAAUAUUAGGUGUAUGUUUUAUGUUUCACAGUGCCACAACUCCCUGCAGUAGUUUCAGUGCCUUUUUACUGUGAUGAUAAGGCCUUCAUCAUUUGUUAUGUCUCAAAUUCAGAUGACAUCUUUUGAACUACAGUGCCCUCUACUGACCAGUAUGGGAAUAGUUUUAUCUGCUAUCUCAUACACAGAAACAAAAAACUGAAGCACGCUUCGAGCUCUCAUGGGCUAAAACUGUGUCAGCUUUAGGUUUCUUUGAACAUUUAAAGAACACAAAAAUUGAACACAAAAUAGAUUCUUCUGAGCUUUAACUAUGUUAUAAUGUUGUUACUGCCUCAAAGCCAUCCAGAGUUGUAUUUUGUUUCAUUGACACAUAUCUGAGUAAUUAUUAGUCUAUCUACAUCUCCAAAGCUCAAAAUGCUCUGUUCAACCUUGUGAUAUCACAAAGCGAUAAUUUUCAAGAUGACAGCUACCUUUACCUUUUAAUUCAAUAGAGAUUGGACAUGACAUCACAAGGUGGUGUUUUCCAUUUGAGAGGCUGAGUUGCCUAAAUCUGCAGGGCUUGUGUCUCAAACAUGUGUGAAUGAAACAAAACACAAAGAAACACAACACAACAUUCUGACUGCUUGUGCGUAUGUAGAUGUAUUGUGUUUGAUUAAUGACUUUUGUCUUGAUGGUAAUGUUGUAAUACUCAUGAAUUUGGUAACUACAAUUUAGAGGAUAUCGAGAACAAUGAUUUGGAUUUUUUUGUAUUUUUAGAAGAUAAAUGAAUUUGAAACUUUAUAUUUAUGGGAAUUAGUGUUCUUGAGUUUUAAAUGUGUAAUGAUGAAGUGGAUAGUGGUUAUUUAAGGAGGCAUUGCUAUUGAUGAAAUGUGGUGGUUUAAUGUAAAUAGUCUCUUUAGUCCUUGUCCUUGUUUAAAUAGAUAAAAAAAAUACAUCUUUUAUACCAGUGCAGUCAAUCAAAACCAUUAAAUUGACAAUGCAGUCAGUUAAAAAAGUCUAAAUGAUGCCUUCUGUUAUAUAAUUUAUUAUGAGCGAGCACAUCUCAUGUUUCUCAGUGUAGUUUUCGCAAAAUAAUUACACACUGAAUGUGUUGCCGUGGCUACAGUGAAUAUGUUGUAAUAUUCACAUUGUACCAACACCUAGGGUCAGAUUUCUGUCAAUGAUUAAAAAAUGGCAAUCCACGCUUUGCUACAAUAAUGUACAUCUGACCAAAACACUGUGAUUUUUGUACAAAGACAAUUUGUGUGUUAAAUAAAUAUGUUAAAAAUAUUAAA